GAUAAGAAAAACAUCUAAAAAAAUCAGCUAUUAACGAAGGCCGACAAAAUUCGCCAACAGGAAUCGAAAACCGCUACAAUUUGCGAAUUUUACAAUAAAUUGCCAAACUAAUUUGAAACUUUGGACUGGAACAUUUAGUUAUCUCGAUUUUCCAAGUAGACUGAGGGCCUUGCAGCUAACAACUCCUCAGAUAAGACACUAAAGGGAAGACCUCAUAAAACCGUAUAAAUUCCUGAAUGUUUGGUAGUAUCGGGACUCGCCAAUAAACUAGUGAUUAGUGGAAAUGAUAAAUCGAUAUAAAAAUAAAUGGGUCGCUCAGUACCCAAGGUUCACACAGCUGCCAGGCGGUGGAACUGAUCCAUCCCGCCAAAUCUUAAUUCACGCUGGAACAAACAACAUUAUCCACUAAAACAUUUAAGUUUGUAGAUUGAAAUUACACUUUCAUGUGAUGGCGGCAGAUGAAGGCACUAGGAGGAAAAAGAUUCGUGCUAAAGAUGUGUUUGAAGUGUAUUUUUUGAAGCAUCACCGAUGUGAUAUUCUUACAAUAAUGGAAGCUGACAAUGAAGAUGAACACUAUUCAGUCAUUGUAAAUUUCCUGACUUUGUUUGAAGAACAUGUAGAGGUAGCAGAAUCACUUUUAGCCUCACCAGUGAAGCUCUUACCAGUUCUGGAUAUGGGGCUUCUACGUGCUGCUCUAAAAGUCAUGGAUGAAGUAAAAGGGGAGAAAGAAGACCUCAGUAUGAAGACUAAUAUUCAUGCUAGAAUAACAGGGCUGCCAACCUGUCCAGAGCUGUAUCGCCAUGCUGUCCCC
Messenger RNA from Homarus americanus (American lobster), 811 nucleotides. Its product is annotated as DNA helicase MCM9-like. Gene Ontology annotation, molecular function: single-stranded DNA helicase activity; ATP binding; single-stranded DNA binding. Gene Ontology annotation, cellular component: nucleus; MCM complex. The record is from RefSeq and is a predicted model, not a curated record. NCBI's taxonomy places the organism in Eukaryota, Metazoa, Arthropoda, Malacostraca, Decapoda, Nephropidae. Gene Ontology annotation, biological process: double-strand break repair via homologous recombination.